GUGUGUGAUUAAGUGAACUCCGUGAAGAGCCCAGCCGCUCCGCUUCAACACGUCCUAGCGGUUGACUCACCUGAGCUCACAUGCAAACAGACAGCUGUUGUCACCCGUGUGAUAAUGGCCAACGUUCUCAGGGAAUGUGUGUUUAUUUACGUGUUGAUUUGUCUCGUUCAAAGUAUAAAAGGAGAAUAUGCCUACGUCACUUUAGACCAUUCGCUUGAAGGGCAAGAUCAAUGCACAUUACCAUCAAAUGUCAAGUUCACGGUGGAGACUGGAGAUGAAACGUUGACCUUGAACCUCCGCAGAAAUGACCACGUUCAUCCAGAUGUCCCCUCCUAUAUAAUUGAGAUGAGGGACAACGGUCAGACUGACUUCAUCCACGAGGAACAAGCGAACUCUGAGUUACGCGCUGCCUACCAAGACCCGGACCACGAGGCGGCUGUCUUCAUCACAUGCACGGUGUCUUCCGCUGGGGCUGAAUAUGAGAUGGAGGGUAGCCUGUUUGUGGGUAGCGUCAAGUACCGUCUCCUCCCGUCCCAGUCCACAGUACCCUUCUACCGCCGGCUGUUUCACUCGGGGACAGAGAAACUCUACCACGUGAUCAGAGCUAAAGAGGACCUCCCGUUUGAUGCCCACAUUACAGUUGAGAAGUAUGAAGAGAUUAUCAGGAGGAGUCUCGACGACAUCCGGUUACCCCCCGCACGUGCUGCACGUGAAAAACGUGCAGUUGAUGACCCUAUAACCUACAAUAUUGACAUCAUAGCUCUGUUGGACUAUUCGCUUGUCAAAGUUUGGACGGCUCGGGAAGGGGGCGACACCGUAAAAGGAACAGCGGAAAUGAAGAAAUACUUUGCGCAUGUCAUUAACGCUGUAAGUCUUCGCUUUAAGAGCAUCAACAGCAGCUUCACCAACCACGUGUUCAACAUCCGUCUGGUGGGCUUCUUCAUUGCUAUGAACGAGUCGGCCGCUCCCUGGUCCGAGGAGAACAGAGAUCACAUCACCACCAACAACACAUGGCAACUCAACGCCACUGUAGUCCUAGAUGACCUGAAGACGUGGGCCGGCUCUACCACAGACGUCCCUAAACACGACCACAUCAUGAUGUUCACAGACUAUGACUUGGUGACGGAUGACAACGGUUUCCGCUUCAACUAUACAACGGGGUUCGCCUAUGUCGCCACCACGUGUGCUACCGACGGAUCGAGCGUGUCUAUAGUGGAGGACCAUGGAGGCUUUCAAAGUGUCGGCACAGCCGCUCAUGAAUUAGGCCACAGCCUUGGAGCACUACACGACGGGAAGAAUAAUACUUGUAGGUCAGAAGACCGGUACGUGAUGGCAUCAACAUCCCACGAUGAGUCGCCAGGCAACAAGUUCAACCCUUGGUACUUCUCCAGCUGCUCCGUGCAAUACUUCGUGGACUACAUCAACACUUCGAUCACAGCUGACCCGAACAAAACAUCAUGUUUCAUGGAUCCCCUUCCGGUACUGGUCGGCAUUCCUGACAUCAGUGGGGAAAUGCCUGGUCAGCUUCUGCCCCCAGAUGACCAGUGCAGACAACAAUUCGGCAACACCUCCUACCUGUGCAGAGGAGUGGACUUCGACGUCACCAGUAUCAUCUGUCGUGCUAUGUACUGCUACAUACCUUCGAUAAAUACAUGUCAGAUGUUGACGGCCGCCAGAGGCACGACAUGCGGGAACAAGAAGUGGUGCAUUAACGGAGACUGCCAAACAAGUAACAGUGCACCUGCAGCUGACGACUCUUGUCCUCACGGUGAUCAACCCUAUGUCCGUACAACCACAGGAAAUAGCCUUUGUAACGAAAGAAUCACCAAUCAGCCCGGUCUAUGCUAUGUCAGUGACUGGAACAGCACGUGUUGUAAUUCCUGCAAGAGUGCAUGUCAAGGAAAGGCAGGCUGCGAGUGCGGAGACCGACAAGCUGGCUGUCAGCUGCAAUACUGUGGUACAUAUAAUGAAAGUGUUCGCCAAGCGUGUUGCAAGACGUGUGACGGCAAUACUACAUCAACCACUUCCACCACCACCACCACCACGUCAUCCCCAACAACGACUGUGACAACUACACCUAUCACGUAUCCAACGACGUGUACUGACGUAUCGAGCUUUAGCGGUCGCAAGUGUGCAGUGCACGUGCAGGAUGUGGGUCGACAUUCCUGUUAUGACACCCACUUAAACCGGUCCUGCUGCGAGAGUUGUAAAAACAAAACAAUGUCCCAAACUUCUGGUUGUGAGUGGGGGGACCACUUCCCUUCGUCAUGUUAUAUGCUGUCGUUUUUCCCGAUAGGGGCUAUCUGUCCCUUGAACUCUGCGUUGUCUAAAUACUGCUGCGAUUCCUGCCAGAAACUUCAGCAGGCAGUGGAUCUUACCGUGGCACCGACCACACCAGUACCAAGUAGCGCCCUACCAGCAUCUCCUGCCUCCUGGCUGCUCGUGGUCUGUGGUCUCUAUAACAUACUCAGACUAGUUUGUGGAAACUGACCCUGACUUUAGUGUGAGUGAGUGAGUAUAGUUUCACGCCGCUUUUAGCAAUAUUCAAGCAAUAUCACAGCGGGGGACACCAGAAAUCAUUGCAUGUGGUUAAGUUGGUUUAAACCCUAUUAGUAGCAGAAAACUGAGUAUUUUACAGUGAGAAAUUAUCUCAUCAUUGCUUUUGCAAUUUAGCUUAUGCAUUAAUCCCUUCCAUUUUAUUAUAACCCAGUUGUACCUUCUUAGUGGAUACACUAAUCACAGGCAAAUUGUAGCGCAAAUAAGGUUGCGCA
Molecule: messenger RNA, 2771 nt
Organism: Haliotis rubra (blacklip abalone)
Lineage: Eukaryota; Metazoa; Mollusca; Gastropoda; Lepetellida; Haliotidae
Exons: 18
Coding region: 115-2490 (791 amino acids)
Biological process (GO): proteolysis
Molecular function (GO): metalloendopeptidase activity
Source: RefSeq, a predicted model, not a curated record